AGAGAGCUUUAGGAGAGUGAGAAGAGGAGGAGGAGAGUCGGGAGCGCGCCUCUCGGGAGCGCGCCCCAAGCCCAGCCCCGCGCCUUUGCCUCAGUCUUGCCCUCUCCCCCAAAGGAAGAAGAAGACCAUGUCAGGUCCUGGGCGCCCUCCGCGGAUCCUGCAAAGCUGCUGAGAAGAAGAGGAGGAGGAGGGGGAUGAAGAAGAGGAGGAUGAAGGAGAGCCCCGGGCCUUCCAUGCUGCUGCUGCUCCUCCGGCUGACGCUGCUCCUCUUCCUCCUGGGAGACGCCGACGCCGCGGCUUGCCAUGGAUGCUCCUCUGGAUCCAAAUGUGACUGUAGUGGACAAAAAGGAGAGAAAGGCGAGAGAGGAUUCCCGGGUUUAGAAGGACAACCAGGUUUACCAGGAUUUCCUGGACCAGAAGGACCACAUGGGCCAAGAGGCGAAAAAGGAGAUGAUGGACUUCCAGGACCAUCUGGACCCAAAGGAAUUCGAGGCCCUCCAGGUCUACCGGGCUUUCCAGGAACACCGGGGCUUCCUGGGCUUCCAGGCCAAGAUGGGCCCCCAGGACCUUCCGGUAUCCCCGGAUGCAACGGGACAAAGGGGGAACGUGGUUUUCCUGGCAGCGUAGGUGUCCCCGGUUCACAAGGCCCCCCUGGCCAACCUGGCUUACCAGGAAUGAAGGGCGAACCAGGUGAAAUUAUAACAUCCUCGCUACCAGGACAGAAAGGCGAACAGGGAUAUCCAGGUCUUCCAGGGAUAACAGGCCCACCAGGUCCCGUUGGAGCAUCAGGUCCCAUUGGUCCUCCCGGGCCACCAGGUUUGACGGGUGUUCCUGGCCCACCAGGAUUACCAGGCUCAAAGGGCAACAUGGGCCUGAACUUCCAAGGACCUAAAGGAGAAAAGGGUGACCAGGGUCUUCAAGGUCCUCCAGGGCCACCAGGACAAAUAGGCGAACAGAAGAGACCAAACGACGUAGAAUUUCAAAAAGGAGAUCAGGGUGCUCCAGGUGAGCGUGGCCCUUCAGGACCACCUGGGCUACCAGGUCCUCCUGGCUUUCCCGGUGGUGGAAAAGGUGAAAAAGGUGAGCAAGGAGAACCAGGCAAAAGAGGAAAAACUGGCAAGGAUGGAGAAUUGGGGCAGCCUGGAUUACCUGGCAUACCUGGUAAUCGUGGUGUCCCAGGAUUUCCAGGACGAGAUGGGGAAAAGGGUCAGAAAGGUGAUGCUGGUCUUCCCGGCCCUCCUGGACUUGUGAUUCCUAGACCAGGCACGGGGGCAACGGUGGGACCGAAAGGAAGCAAAGGUUUGCCUGGGUUUCCCGGAGAAAAAGGCGAGCGCGGCUACCCCGGUCUGGAGGGUCCCCCCGGCCUUCCAGGUCCCCCAGGAAUUCCAAGCAUAGGACCUCCUGGACCACCAGGUCUUUCUGGAGAAAGAGGUCAAAAGGGUGAUCAAGGUCCUCCUGGUAUUUCCAUCCCUGGUCCUCCUGGAAUAGAUGGCCGACCUGGAUCCCCUGGUCCACCAGGCCUACCCGGCCCACCAGGAACAACAAUUCCACCAAUUGGUAUGCUGUGUGAACAAGGACCUCCUGGCCCACCAGGCCUUCCGGGGCAACAAGGAUUUGUGGGAGAGAGAGGCCAGAAAGGAGACAAAGGGGACACGUGUUUCAACUGCAUAGGAAGUGGCAUACCUGGACCGCCAGGGGAGAAGGGACAACCUGGUUUACCUGGCAGCCCAGGUUCUCCUGGUUUCACAGGGCCAAAAGGUGACAAAGGAUUCCCUGGCAUAAUUGGCCUGGUUGGGCCCCCAGGUCUUCCUGGCGUGCAAGGGCCUCCUGGGCGUGUGGGUGCCAAAGGCGAUCCAGGUGAUGUCCUUGCUUUUCCUGGAAUGAAAGGUGAAAAAGGAGACCCAGGCUUCCCAGGCCCUUCAGGGCUGCCCGGUUUAGAUGGGACACCUGGAAAAAAUGGACUGCCAGGAUCUCCUGGGCCCAAGGGAGAGCCAGGAGGGAUCAACUACAAAGGAGAAAGGGGCCCCUCUGGCGAUCCAGGACUUUCUGGACCUCCAGGGGAUCGGGGGCCGUCAGGACCCCCUGGAUUUGGCCCCCAGGGUCCCCCAGGAGAGAAAGGCAUCCAGGGGGUCUCAGGUCGCCCAGGACCCCCCGGAGUCCCAGGACCCAAAGGAGAACCUGGUCAAACUAUCACAGAAUCAGGGUCUCCUGGUAUCCCUGGCCCCCCAGGAAGGGAUGGUGAAAUUGGCCUUCCAGGUGACCCAGGUUCUCCAGGGCAGCCAGGAUUGCCAGGAGUCACCGGGCAAAAAGGUGAAAUGGGAUUACCUGGCAUUGGACUUCCAGGCCCACCCGGGCCCAAAGGUUUCCUGGGAUUGCCUGGUCUCCCAGGACCACCUGGAGCCCCUGGAAGACCAGGCCAAGAUGGGCCACCUGGGCCACCCGGAAUAGCAGGACUGAAGGGGGAUCGUGGCUUUGGUGUUCCAGGGCCAGCUGGGCCCCCCGGACAGCCAGGCCUUAAAGGGGCACAAGGUCCUAGAGGUGACCCUGGGUUUUCAGGGAGUCCUGGGAUCCCAGGACGCACAGGUUUUGAUGGAACUCCAGGACUUAAAGGUGACCCUGGGCCCCGUGGCCAGCCAGGCUUGGUAGGAUCUCCAGGCGUCCCAGGAAUCGGUGAACAAGGCCCACCGGGUGCACCAGGACCCCCAGGACCCGUGGGUCCCCCAGGAUUGCAAGGCGUGCCAGGAGAAAAGGGAGACCCAGGUCCACCCGGGUUCGACGUUCCUGGUCCUCCAGGUGACAGAGGCAGCCCAGGUUUCCCAGGAUCACCUGGUCUCCCAGGGCCUCCAGGUCCACUUGGGCCACCUGGACGAGAUGGAAUGCCAGGAUUACAAGGUGGCAAAGGCGAGAUGGGCGUGAUGGGGGCACCUGGACCACCAGGUUCUCCUGGAACCCCUGGAAGGAGUGGUCUUCCUGGUGCAAAAGGCAAUGAUGGCUUACCUGGCCAAAUGGGCCGUCCUGGAUCUAUAGGGCAAAAAGGCAGCAAAGGAGAGUCAGGCCUUCCUGGACUUCCAGGGAAAAUCGAUCUAGACCGGUUGGGCUCCAAAGGAGAAAAAGGAGAGCCGGGAACUCCAGGUAUGCCCGGCCCAACGGGGCUGAAGGGCUAUCAAGGCAUCCCAGGUGACCCAGGGCCUCCAGGACUAGUUGGGCAGCCGGGAACACCGGGACUUCCAGGUCCCAAAGGUGAUCGAGGAUUAUCUGGGCCCCCUGGGCCAACCGGCCCCCCGGGACAGAAAGGUUCCAGUGGUGAAAUGGGUCUGCCAGGUCCCCCCGGUGCAAAAGGUUUGCAAGGCAUCGCGGGACGUCCUGGGCAACCUGGUUCGCCUGGACUUACCGGACUGAAGGGAGACAAAGGCAACCCUGGAUUUUCAGACAUCAGCAUUCCGGGUCCACGGGGCCCAAAGGGAGACGCAGGGCCACCUGGCUACCGAGGGAGUCCCGGUGUCAAAGGGACUCCUGGUAAUCCUGGUUUACCAGGUUUGUCUGGUAACCCAGGUGCAAAAGGUGAAAUGGGCCUCCCCGGCUUCCCAGGGACGCCAGGUAUUCCCGGACCAAAAGGUAUUGAUGGACCUCCAGGUAACCCAGGUGUGCCAGGAUCACCAGGGCUUCCAGGUGAACCUGGUCGUUCUGGACCUCCAGGUUCUCCAGGGGAGAAAGGACAACCUGGACAAGAUGGCAUUCCUGGGCCAGCAGGACAGAAGGGUGAACCAGGUCCACCAGGAUUUGGUCGUCCCGGACCUCCAGGACUCCCAGGACUAUCAGGUCAAAAGGGUGAAUUAGGGUUGCCUGGGCCCCCAGGUUCACCGGGCCCCACUGGUCUGAAGGGGGAGAUGGGUCCCCAAGGGUUUCCUGGUCUACAAGGUCCAUCUGGCCCCCCAGGACUCCCAGGGCCAGCUUCAGAAGGACCAAAGGGCAGCCCUGGACCGCCGGGCAUGCCAGGGAGGCCAGGUGCCACAGGUUAGCUCAUUAACUCUAGAGUCAUAACUUUGCAUGGACUUGGAUGUACUACUUGGAAGGAGAAAAUAAAUGUCUUGUUUUCAAAGGCUGUAUAUGCCAAGCCAUUAAUCUUACAUAGAUUCAUCUCUAGUCACUGAAAACAUUCAAUAUAACCAGUGCUUCCCAACCUGUGCUCCGUAGACCACCAGUGGUCUGCAAGAAUUAAAAUGUGGUCCGCAGCCUACACUGUUGCAAUGAGAGCAACUGGUCUCAUGAAACCCUCUUAUAGUGCUGAGGCUUAUUAAAUAUGUUUUUUUGUGGGUGAGCAGAUGGCCAUUACUGGAUGGCAUAUGUUCUGUAUCAGAAACUAGAGCUGAUGUGGUUUAUCCAAUGCAGUUUUCUGAAUCAGCACCCCAGAUAACCAAACCAAAUCUAAAGUUGGCCAAAAACUGAUUCAUAGGACUUUUGGUACUAAUGUUGGAGAAUGGUCCCGGUCAAAGAAAGGUUGGGAACUACUGAGUAUAACCAAAUGCAUGAUAUGGCAGUGUAGAUGGGAUCUUACUUAGGAGUGAGUCUUCUGAAGUGCAUUCGAGCUUAAAGUAGACCUGCAGAGGAUUGCACUGUAAGAAGGGCUUUCCUUCUCACCUCAAAGCGUUUGUUCUGAUUUAGUGAUCGUUUUUGUUUCUCUACUAAUGUAAGGUUACUUAAGCUAAUUAUAAGAUUUUCCAUACCCUUCCAGAGAAUAGGAGUGACUUGGCAUAUGCAACUGUGUUGUGUGGAUUGAAACACAGAUUUGAAAGUUUGCUAUGAUGUCUUUUAAAGACAAAAAGACAUAGAAUCAUAGACUUGGAAGAGACCUCAUGGCCAUCCAGUCCAACCCCCUGCCAAGAAGCAGGAAAAUCACAUUCACAACUUCAAGGGGAGAGGAAUAGUUUAAAAUUAAGACAUUGCAUCGAUUCUGCAGUCAUCUGUAGUUCAAUAAAUUCACAGUUUAGUGGUAGAUAAGAAGAAAGAAAAAUGAAGACCACACUCAUUCUUAAAAUGUCCUUCAUAAUCCGCAGUGUUGAUGCAACAUUGGACCUUUCCUUAUUUGAAGUCAUAGCAAACGUUUCUAUCUGUUUUAUCAUAGACUGUUCAUGCUAGUCUCACCUUUUGUUUACCAAUGUAGUGUGCUAAUGUAGGCAUAUCAUUAGCCAAGGAUGUAAAGGAAAGACAGAAAGAGAGAUUUAAAAAGUGUGUGUAUGUUUAACUUAACGUUGCAUGGAAUUGUAAUAUUUCUGAAACAUUUCACUGACACGUUCUAUGCAGAGGACAUGAGAAAUGCUUCGCUUUACCUGACCACUGCCCCAGAGCAAGCAUUGCAUUCAAAUUCAAAGAAUUUUAGAACCUUAGAGUUGGAAAGGACUGCAGGAGCCAUGAAGUCCCAACUUCGUGGCUCUUGCAGGAAUAUACUGAAAGUUGUCCAUCCAACUUCUGUUGAAAGACCUCCAAAGAAAGAGUCCACCAGAUUCAGUUGCAGUCUAUCCUACUGUCAAUAAUAAUAAUAAUAAUAAUAAUAAUAAUAAUAAUAAUAAUAAUAAUAAUAAUAAUAUACUUAUUAUUAAUAAUAUACUUAUAAUAAUAAUAUAUGAAAUCCAGCAUAUCUAUCUUGUUUGCUGUGUCAUAAUAAAAAUAUACUUUAUUUAUAUUCUGCUCUAUCUCCCCGGGGGGACUCAGUGUGGAUUACAGAACACAUAUACGACAAAUAUUCAAUGCCAUUAUACAAUCAACAAGGACAGACAAUACAUAAACAGAGAUAAAGGCUUUUCCCAUCUUUCCCAUUUCCAGCAUCUGGAGGCUAUGCUGGACUCCGGCCACGGGGGAGUGUGCUGUCGCCUCAUCUUCUGUACUGAGGAGCUUUGUCAUCCUUAGAUAUCCUCCCGAUUGAAUUACCAGGAUGUCCUUAUGGGUGCCUUUUAUUAUCUUCCCGCUUAAAGCGGUACUUAUUUCUCUACUCACAUUUCUGUUUUCGAUCUGCUAGGUGGGCAGGUAGUUGGGGCUGAUGGCGGGUGCUCACCCCAACCCAGGCUUGAACUGCUAACCUUUUGAUCAGUAGGAUUUUCUGCAACUUAGCCAUUUAACCCACUUUGCCAAGCUCGGCCCCAACAGUCUUCACAGCCUGAUGUUUAGGUGGAUUUUUUAAAUUGUAAUUUGAAUCCAUUGGUUUGUGUUCUAGUGUCCAGAGCAGCAGAAAACAGGCUUUCUCCAUCUUCUCCUUGAAAUCAUUUCAGUUAUUUAAAGAUAGCUAUCAUGUUUCAAUCUUCUCUUCUUUUUUCCAUACUGAAUAUUUCUGGACACUUCCCUUCUCUAAUUGCGGUGCCCAGAACGAGACACAAUAUUCCUCCAAGAGAAAUCCAAGCAACAUCAAGAAGUCUCUCGAUCUGGAAAUUACACUUUGGUUAAACCAGCCUAGAAUUGCAUUGGACUUUUGGCUGAUGAAUCAUUCUUAACAGCAACAACAUUUCUAUCGAUGUAUAUUGCACGAAGGUUCCUCAUGCAGCAGUGUCAGUGAAAUGGUCCCAGUUAGUACCUGCCUUUGUUUCACAUGGAAUUAAUGAAUAGUAAGCCUCAGACUCACUGUUAAAAUCAUUAACUCCAACAAAGUUAUGGAUUUAGUAGAUUUGAUCAGCAAAAUACAUUGUCUAAUGUCUAUAAAUUACAUUAUAUCAGGCAUGGGCAAACUUGGGCCCUCCUGGUGUUUUGGACUUCAACUCCCA
This is a messenger RNA of Anolis carolinensis (green anole), 6749 nucleotides long. It is a transcript of the gene col4a5, whose product is annotated as collagen type IV alpha 5 chain. Gene Ontology annotation, biological process: extracellular matrix organization. Lineage: Eukaryota; Metazoa; Chordata; Lepidosauria; Squamata; Anolidae. Gene Ontology annotation, molecular function: extracellular matrix structural constituent conferring tensile strength. The record is from RefSeq and is a predicted model, not a curated record. Gene Ontology annotation, cellular component: collagen trimer; basement membrane. Bases 195 to 4019 code for a protein of 1274 amino acids. The transcript has 42 exons.